AUGGCGUUUAAGAACAAUACGAAUAUCACACUCGAUGGACUUUUAUUGUUUAGAGAUAGUAGUUCGUGUUAUGCAGAAUCACUGGCACUUGCUCUAGUCCACCCAACACAGUCUUUGACUGUGGUGACGAUUCCUGGUAGAGAUAAUCUUUUGAAAAGGCGUUACCCUUCAAUAUGCGAAAGAACCUCUUUCAUGUUCCUCAGCAGCGGGUCUUUUUUGGAGGAAAUACUCAGUAAAAUCAUGUCCUCUUCGCCGUGCGCAUGCUUUGUGGACUGCAUUGACAUUGUUAUUGACAUUGUCGGCGUAGAGAAAACAGUCGCUUUUCUUUUUCAGUUGAAAAAAAAACUUCCCGUAUUGGCAAUAUGUCCCUCCCCAUCUGUGAGUGAAGAAACACUCAAACGGUUCGAAUCAGUAGCGGAUUCAAUAACCACAGUUCAAGCGCGAGAAAGACAAUGCACUGCUGAUACAGCGUCAUAUAAGAGGAGCGGGAAAUGCAAGAAUUUGACUGAAACGUUCUUUAUAAGUGAAGAUCUCAGGAUAUCGAGCGCUAGGUAUACUCCAUCUGCUCAUUACUCGGAGAACUUACGAAAAAACGUCAAAAUAGAAGAAUCACUUGAAAUGGAAUUGGAACUUAGAGAUAAGGAGCAAAUAGCAAAGAAGCAACUUCCCCUACCUUUCACGUCUGCAACAAAACAAUCAGAUCUCGCCAGUCUCCGAAUGGCUGAUCGAAAGGUCCGCGUUGGUGGUCAAAUAAUCUACACCCCCGACAAAGGAGAUGAUUUGGACGACAGCGAUCCCGAUGACGACCUCAACUUGUGA
This is a messenger RNA of Necator americanus (New World hookworm), 819 nucleotides long. RefSeq lists its product as uncharacterized. Gene Ontology annotation, molecular function: tRNA binding. The coding region runs from base 1 to 819 and encodes 272 amino acids. The transcript is spliced from 7 exons. Gene Ontology annotation, biological process: tRNA wobble uridine modification. Gene Ontology annotation, cellular component: cytosol; elongator holoenzyme complex; nucleus. The record is from RefSeq and is a predicted model, not a curated record. NCBI's taxonomy places the organism in Eukaryota, Metazoa, Nematoda, Chromadorea, Rhabditida, Ancylostomatidae.